Osmerus eperlanus (European smelt) is the source of this 2272-nucleotide messenger RNA. It is a transcript of the gene samd14, whose product is annotated as sterile alpha motif domain containing 14. Gene Ontology annotation, biological process: actin filament organization; neuron projection development; calcium-mediated signaling. Gene Ontology annotation, cellular component: postsynaptic density; cytoplasm; actin cytoskeleton. The record is from RefSeq and is a predicted model, not a curated record. Gene Ontology annotation, molecular function: actin filament binding. Lineage: Eukaryota; Metazoa; Chordata; Actinopteri; Osmeriformes; Osmeridae.
AUGCCUUGUCUGGAAAGCCCCCUGUCCUCCGCCCGUUCCCCGCUCCACCCCUCCCUCGGAGGCUCCUCCCCCUCCCCUGACAUCCUCCUGUCGUCCUCGCCCGCCCUGCGGAGCCCCGCCUUCUCUUUCGACUCCUCCCUCGUCCGCCGCCCGCCCGAGGAGGGCGUGGCCGCCUGCCCCGCCUCCAGAGGGCGCUACCGCCCGCUGACCAACACCUCGUCCCAGGAGGCCCUGGCCACGCCCAGCCCCUCGCCCUCCAGGUCGUGUCCCAGCCCCGACUUCUCUCCCGUCUACCUGCGGCGGGGGAGGCGCCCGGACAGCGAGGUCCUGGUCUCAGAUGACAGUAGAGACACCAGUCCAGCAGACCCAGGAAGCGUUAUUUUUGACAAGAAGACCAAGAGAAGGUUUCUGGACUUGGGGGUGACUCUGCGCCGGUCUUAUGUGAGGGUUAGGAAGGAUAAAUCUAACAGGCUGUCUAUGGGAAGCAGGGAGCCAUCAGAGAGCCCGUCGCGCUCCUCCGGUUCCUUCGUACCGUUCUCCUGGUUCUCCGACAGCGCCCGGGGCUCUGUCUCCUGGGGAACCCCCCCCUGCUCCCCCAAGCUGGCCUCCCAGGACUGCCCCCCCCGCAAGUCUCACUCCCAGGAGUCAGCCCUCAGUGAGGAGUUCUCUCCCAGGAGUCCUGCCCAGACAUCCAGCGGUUCAACAGCAGACUCAUCCUCUCGCUCCUCCCACCCCUACCACACCCUGUCCCAGUCCUCAGACGAGCCCACAGACGAGCCGCUGGGCCUGGUGUCGUCCUGGAGCACCCUGCAGGUGUGCCAGUGGCUCCAGGGCCUGAACAUGGAGCAGUACAUUCCAGAGUUCUCAGCCAGGGAAAUCGACGGGGAGCAACUUCUGCAGAUGGACAACAGCAAGCUGAAGGGCUUGGGCGUGAACAGUUAUUCAGACCGCAGCGCUCUGAAACGUCGCAUCAAGGAUAUCCACACGGCGGCAGACAAGGAGCGCAAAGCGCAGGACAAGCUGGAGAAACAGAAGGAAAAACAGCGCAGGAAGGAUCUGGAGCAGCGCAGGAGCUACACCUAGCCACCAGAUGGCGCCACAACGCCCCCGCGACACCUGGGGGUGUGUUCAGGAACACGCAACUUUCAACUAUUGCAGUCGGACAGAAGAACAACUUGAGUCGAUGAUGAACUGUACGGCUUUAUUACAGUCAAAUGUCCGGGUGAGAAGACAUACUCAAGAAGUGCCAUUCUUGGACAGUUGUCAGCAGGCGAAGUAUGUGGAAAUUCUGAUACAUUUUUGGUACUGGAAAAUAAAUAUGGUAUGUUAUAUGUACACAAAUGUAUUCCAACAUUUUACAAAACACAAAAAGGGCCUACUUGCCAAAAAGAUUUUGUUAAUGGAUAUAUAUUAACUAUGCUAUCAGUGCUAUUAGAACGCUUUAUAUUCCCCGUACAGACUGUCAAAGCUUGAAAACAGCAGUGACAAAUCAAAGACUUUCGCAAACCAUCACCACAAACUCACCAUCAAACCUGUGUUUUUUACAUUGUAUGUAAAACACUGAUUCUACCUUCUCAUUAAGCGCAACAUAUCUCUCCAACACAUCACAGCAACAUCACUUCCUGUAACGUGAGUCAGCUCCGGCCAGCUGCCAUCACGUCAAGCCCGAGAUAAAGACCCUGACGUGAGCGUCACACGGACUAGGCGUUAGACUACCGAGUGUGUUUGUAUAUACAGUACUGUAUGUUUACAAUCUGCAUGUUUGUGAUUGUGGUAUGUGGAUGUGUGCGGGUAUGUUUGUAUAACUGUUUCAGGGGGAGGUUGUAGGAGGUCGAGGGGUCUACCACAGUGAUGGACUCCGGUGGGGUUCUGUUCCUGGGUACUUCUCAGUGGCUUGAAGCCUUCUCUUCAUCUUCCUCUCCUCCUCUUCCUCUCUUGUCCUCCUUCCCUCUCCUCUCUUCAAACAUUGUUGCAGGAGGGUUUUCAGUCAGAGGAGAAGAGAGAUGCAGAAGUUCAUACCCCAGUGCUGUACGCUGUCGCUUCAGUCUCUCCGGGUCGAUCUGAUCUACUCACGUGUCCAGAGUAACGUUCAGAGCUGGCAGAUCAGACGAAGGCUCAUGUGCAUCAUUUUUGACAACAAUGGUCAAUAAAAACAGCCCUUGCCCUCAAACGAGUUAUAGGCUGCCUGUUUCAUCCCUGUCCUUAAUCUCAUUACUCAAACAUUGUCACUCGCCCCUCUCGUUCCUUGUGCAACCCAGGGACUCCAGACUCA